GUAGCUGGGUAGCUGUUACUGUUGGGCCGUAACUUUCUGAACAGUUGGCGGAUUGUUUUCGGGAGAUUGCUGAGAUGCUGUGCCGUACUCGGAUAGUAACUUGUUGGAGGAACUGCGAGCAGAGGGAGAGGACAAUCCGUUUCAUCCACGUCACGAAGUUAUGCUCAUUCGGGCGGACAAACGAAACCCUAAAAACUACAGUCCAAAAACAUCGUUUGAAGAUGAGCUGGGACGCCAAUUUACAAUCGACAACAACAGCUGCGAACAUUAAGGGGAUCUGGAAAAUUCGAGUUUCCCAACUGUAAUGCAAAACGCCAAAAAAUAUUUCAUAAACCUUCCAUCACAGAUGUAUUAGAUCGCGGCUCACCAUCCAUCCAACACCAUCGACAGUGACACUCGCUUUUCCAAACAACAAGACAAACGCGCCGCCGCCAAUGGAAUCCGAAGCGAAGGAAGGGCCACCGGAAGUGCGGGCCACCCGCUCCCGGUCGAGAACCCCGCUGAAUCUGCGCGUCAGCGUCGAACGUGACUUGAAUGGCGGGGAAGCGCCAAAACCGGAAAAGGUCCAGAAACCUCCAAACGUUACCACAAUCCAGGAAGAGUUGAACUCUUCGCAAAAGUCAACCUCCGCCUCGGGAGGUUCCCGCUCCGUCCGCAAAACCCGCACCGUUACGUCAGACUAUUCUUCUGAUGGUGUAUCGCCUGAAAGACCCGCCACCACCAAGGAAGUCUCCUCCAACCCAGCAAAGGACAAAUCCGUUACGGUUACAAAGACAACAGUAACCACUGUUACCACAUCAGCUUCCUCCUCAUCGCGGACGUCUCCCUCGAAAAAGGAAAUCCGCCAGAGUGAGAUCAGUCGAACGUUGGAAGACAGUCAAAAGGCUGUUCUCCGGACCAGCACUCCCAAAGCCACUUCCAAAGUGUCCAAGAAAAUUACACUGACUCCCGAGGAGUUGCAGAAGCAUGUUGCCUACAAAGAGUACAAAGAAGCCGGAGAGUACUGGAACAAGUUCCCCAAGACAGACUACACCUAUUCGGAGUUGUCUCCGUUCCGGCGCGAGCUUGCCCCGGGGAUGAUUGCCAUGCCGAACAUGUCCCGGCCAGGGCUGACCAAGCAUGCCGAGCGCAUAAGCGUGAUGAUUGAGCGAAAUCCCACCCAAGAGUCGUACAUUCGGCAGCGAUAUGCUGCGUCCAAGUAUUCCAGCUCAGGAGUGGCCGGAGGGAGUUUCGCCCGGGCUGACCCCUAUGAUUCCGGCGAGGAAACGCUGGAUCUAUCACAACUUUCCCGAGCAUCGCAAAGUUACCGCAGUAAGAGAUCCGCCUCGCAUGUACAGGUGGACGAACAUCGUUCGUUUGUGAGUCGCUUUUUCCUGUCCAUUGUGAACCUGUUCUACAGUGCGACGCAUUCGGUUUCGAGGGUAUUCAACCAGUCGGAACACAACUUGUAUUACACGAGGAUUGAAGAUGAGAGAGGUUUCUUCGCAAAAAUUUACUCCUUCUUCAAUAUGCUGGUCACGAGUAUCUUCAAGAAAGUGUACCUCCUGAUCUCAUCCGUGCUGUUCAUGGACACUUGGCUGCUCCAGAGCGCUUCCGGUGACGUUCCACAACGCAGGAGGAAAUUUUUGCGCUUCCUUCUGAUUUUACUGCCUUUCCUUGUAUGCGGUGCUAUCCUCCUAGCGGAUGAGGACCAAACCAUCGUUCUGCCGGCAUCGAAACGUGCCACUAUAGCUCUUGCCUCGCUCUCGCACAUGCUGCCAUCGAUGGACGGCCAAGACCUGGACAGCAUCAAAACCAGUCUCUUUCAAAAGCUAGACUUCCGGGAAACGUCCUUCUCCUGGCGGUCCCUGUUGCCAUCGUUUAGUUUGAGCUUCGGCGGCAGUGGAAAUGGAGGGUCGGACUACGAACACCUGAAAAGCGGAUUGCAAAAGACGCUGAGCAAACAGGAAUACGACGAUUUGAUGCGACAUAUCGAUGCGUACAUCGAAGGACUGUUAACGGAAAAGUAUCUGAAGAAAGAACAGGAAGAAGCGAGGGCAAAGCAGGUGAUAAGUCCGGAAGUGACAGUCCAUGUGGCCAGCGUAGUGCGGGAGAAUCUCCAGGCGUACAACUAUAGACUGAGUCAGGCCGACGUCGACGCUGUGGCCGAGAAGGUACGACUAGAGCUGCUGGCCAGCUAUCCAAAUGUGUUCAAUCCGAAGAUGGAGGAAGGAGGUAAGAAAGCCGAGGCGUUGGGAAUUUCCCAAGAGAAUCUACUAGAGAUUCAAAAGCUGGUGAAGCAGCAAAUCAGUAUUACGAAUAACAAUUUUGUAAUAAGCGAUCAACAGCUGGAGGACAUCCUGAAGAAAAUACUUUCCUCUAGUCAGCUUGUGGGCCUAAUCGACGCAAGAGUGCUGCUUCAGAUGAAAGCACCUCAACAGCAGCAGCAGGAAUCGCAAGCAGCGCUGGUUGAGAAUUUGAAGAAUGAAAUCAACGAGAUCAAGAUGCACUUCACCGAGAAGUUGGCCACCAGCAGUUUGAUGAUUGAGGACAACAUCAACCUGUUGAAGCAGGAUCAGAGUCGGUUGGCGGAGCAGGUCAACAGCUAUCGGAUAGAAAACGACGAAAAGUACGUCCAACUGAUGUCGGAUAUCGACGCUCGGUUGGCAGCGGUCAAGCAGGAGCAGUUCGCUGGGUUGAAUAAGAUCAUCAAGAAGAACAUUGUUACCAUUUUGGGUAUGAACGUGAAGGAAGAUUUCUCCGAUGCGGAUCUCAAGGCCUGGAUUAGUAACCUUUUCGUGGCCAAGGAUUACUUGGAAAGCCGGUUGAAGGAGUACCAGGAGGGUGUCAGUGCCUUAAUACAACAGGAAAUGGAACGAUCUGCUGCAACGCUGAUGAGGGACGUCAGCGAAAAGAUCCAGAAGGAAGUGCUGGUGACAAUACAGUCUCGUGAAUCCAAUGUUGAUGCCACGGCAAGAAAAACCUCAUCGCAGAGCGGUGGAGGUGGUCUCAACGAAGAUGACGUUCGAAGGAUCGUGCGGGAUGCAUUGCGCAUCUACGAUGCGGACAAAACGGGGCUGGUUGAUUAUGCCCUGGAGUCCGCUGGUGGACAAAUUCUGUCGACCAGGUGUACGGAGAACUAUCAGACGCACUCGGCGCAGAUGUCCAUUUUCGGGAUACCGCUGUGGUACCCGACCAACACGCCGCGGACGGUGAUUUCGCCGACCAUGCAGCCCGGACAGUGCUGGGCGUUCGCCGGGUUCCCGGGAUAUCUUGUCAUCCAGCUGAAUAGCGACAUCGUCGUGACCGGCUUCUCGCUGGAGCAUAUCUCUAAACUGCUUGCACCAAAUGGACAAAUUGAUUCCGCCCCGAAGAAUUUCUCCGUUUGGGGUCUCGCGACCGAAAACGAUCAGGAACCGAUCCAGCUGGGUAACUACCAGUACCUGGACAAUGGCGCCGCGCUGCAGUACUUCCCGGUGGAUGAUCCGACGCGACCGGAGCUGGUGGGACGGACGUUCCGCAUCGUGGAGCUUCGCAUCGAGACCAACCACGGCAAUGCGCGCUACACGUGCCUGUACCGGUUCCGGGUGCAUGGCGAGAGGGCUUGAAUUGUAGCGAGACGGAGGGAGUAAGUGCUCCGUUUGUUCCGUUGUAAAUACUAACUAAGGUAGGAUGGUAACGUUUUUAACUUAUUCCGAUUCUGAGGAAUUGGAAGUUGUUUUUUUAAUCGAUUUUAUUUUUUAUAAUAUAAGCUCUACUACUUAAGAUUACCGCUAGAUUAGGGGACCAUGAUACAGUGGUGCAAUAAUUUUACCAUAAAGAUUAAGAGUAGUAAGAAAAACGCCGCAGUCAGGAACCAAAUGUUUAGCUACUUAAGAACCCAUAGUUUUAGAGUGAACUGCUUUCUACCUAAUGAUCAAUGAUUUCGUCCAGUUUGACGAAAUCACGUUGAUCAUCGUCGCACCAUUUCUGUUACUAAUUUGCACCCAUAUCGCUUCAUACUAACUACUAAAGCCUAGAUCCAUCGUUUAGAUUUUGUUUAGUUUGUGCAUGAACGCGAAAAAUGUGCUCGGUUGUGGGGAAAUAUACGGUUGUGAUACAAAGGCUGUCGUUCGAAUGU
Aedes aegypti (yellow fever mosquito) is the source of this 4099-nucleotide messenger RNA. RefSeq lists its product as uncharacterized. Gene Ontology annotation, biological process: nuclear envelope organization. Gene Ontology annotation, cellular component: meiotic nuclear membrane microtubule tethering complex; nuclear envelope. Gene Ontology annotation, molecular function: protein-membrane adaptor activity. The transcript has 7 exons. The record is from RefSeq and is a predicted model, not a curated record. Bases 435 to 3587 code for a protein of 1050 amino acids. Lineage: Eukaryota; Metazoa; Arthropoda; Insecta; Diptera; Culicidae.